AUGUCUUUCUUCAAGUCGAUCCAGGAAUCGCUUCCCAAAGUCGAUCUCGACAACAUCACCAAAUCUUUCCAAAACGGCGGCAAGGCCGUGCUGGAGUACUCUGAGCUGUUGAAGGAGUCGAUCCAGCCGUUCACUCAAAAGACCCAAAGUCUUAUCUCGACGCAAUUGCACCAGGUGCAGCAAUUGGCUCAAACUCACAUUGGCUCCAACAUUGAGGUCAGCGAGUUGCCCAGCGACUACUUGGAUUUGGAGAAAAACUGUGAUGUCUUGUUGAAGCUUUACACUGACUUGAUCCAGUUCACCAACGAUACUUAUGGCGUGGUCAGUUACGACUAUCCUCCAGGAAACACGGCUAUUUCGAAGAUACGUGAUGCCAAUGUCGGUGGGUUACUUUCGAACAAGUUCAAUCAAUUGAAGAACGUGUCGACUCCUCAGGAAAUGGAGAAAGUGCUCUUGGGCCAGAGCGAGGAUAAGCAGCAGCAGUCUCAGGAAGGAGACGACACAGUGGAGAUCCAGACGGUUUCUGCGCAGUUGCCAAAGACGCUUUACGGCCAAUUGGCUGCCAUUGCCAACAAGUAUAGUGAAGAGUUCAAGGAGUCUUCCAACACCUUGUCGUUUGCCCUCUUGAAGAUUUCAUCUCUGUACACUGAGAUCGGCACCUCUCGUUUGGAGCAGGAUAGAAAGGUGAUGGCACAAUUGAACCAUGCGUUGGUGGCCAUUUUGAACGAGCAGUUCAUCAAGGUCAAUGAGUUGAGAAAGCGUGUUUACUCGGCAAGACUGGAGUUUGACUUGGCCAGGUCAAAGAAAACGAACGAACAGGACGAGGAGGAUGAAGAGUUGAUUGCCAAGGAGGACGAGCUCGUGAGUGCUACUGAAGUUGCUGUUUUGGAGAUGAGAAAGCUCUUAAAGCCAUCCAAGAACGUCGACCUCUUGAAGAUUUUCGUCAAAGUCCAAAAAGACCACUUGGAGACCAGCGCCAAGAAGUUGGCCUCUCUUUUGUCUGAGUUGGACAAGAUUGAGUUCAAGGAUGAGGACGACGAGUAG
Candidozyma auris is the source of this 1044-nucleotide messenger RNA. RefSeq lists its product as uncharacterized. The transcript has a single exon. The coding region runs from base 1 to 1044 and encodes 347 amino acids. The record is from RefSeq and is a predicted model, not a curated record. Lineage: Eukaryota; Fungi; Ascomycota; Pichiomycetes; Serinales; Metschnikowiaceae.